AUGGCCUACCGCCGGAAGCCUCAGCCCCGGCCUCAGCCGACGCCCUCGUUCGAGCACCACUACCCGCCGUUCGUGGGCCCCGCCUCACCCGACUCCCUCGCCGCGCAGGCCAUGCGCGCCUCCGCCGCGCACCGCGAUGCCUCCUCCCUUGCCUCCGCCUACUCCUCCUCAGCCUCGCUGGCGGCCUCUCUCCGGAGCCACCACGAUCCCUCCGUGUCCACACCGUCCCCGGAUUGUUCAGGCUAUGAAUACACGUCCAUGAAGAGCCUGAACGAGGCCAAGUAUGGAUUCUGGGGCACACUUGCGCGGAAGGCAAAGUCGUUUCUUGACGAGGACUGCUCCCCGGAGCAGUACAAAUCGCCAAGAGACGAUGUGCAAGAUGAUGUCCAGCUUCCACAUUCAAAACAAUUGCCAGGAGAGACGUGGAAACCUCAGACACCUCCAUCUCAGAAGAGAUCUGAGUCUAUAACCUCCUCCCUUACCUUUAUUGGAGGCACAAUAAAAAAUGCACUUGAAGAAGGUCGGACCAUUGUAGAGAAUAAAACGGCCGACAUUAUUCAGGAGACGCGUAAACUGAACAUAAGAAGAAAAGGAGCUGGUCCAAAUACACAAGGAGAAGCUGGCCACAAAAUUCUGCAAAGACACCUUCCUCAAAAUCCACUAGACCAUGAAACUCAGUUGAAGGCAUCUCGCGACGUUGCAAAUGCCAUGGCUGCAAAAGCAAAGUUGCUAUUGCGGGAGCUGAAAACUGUGAAGGCAGAUUUAGCUUUUGCAAAGGAACGCUGUGCUCAGCUUGAAGAAGAGAAUAAAAUGUUGCGUGAGUGUUAUGACAAGGGUGACAAUCCAGAAGAUGAUGAUCUGAUCCGCCUCCAGUUGGAAACACUACUAGCUGAGAAGGCACGGCUUGCACAUGAGAACUCAGUAUAUGCACGAGAAAACAGAUUCCUGCGAGAAAUUGUUGAGUAUCACCAGCUCACAAUGCAGGAUGUCAUAUAUGUAGACGAAGGCAUCGAAGAGGUCACCGAGGUGUACCCUACACAAGUACUACCUCGCACUAAAGUCUACUCAUCAUGUGUCCUCGAAGAACUUUGUAAAGAAUUAAACAGGCAUCUUAGGUGA
This is a messenger RNA of Miscanthus lutarioriparius, 1119 nucleotides long. NCBI's taxonomy places the organism in Eukaryota, Viridiplantae, Streptophyta, Magnoliopsida, Poales, Poaceae. The record is from the annotation of a GenBank genome assembly.